CUUAUCACUGGUUUUGUACUUAACACGUAACUAUUCUAGUCAGUUUACAUCUACAAGUCGAAAUGUAUCUUUAUUGUAUAGUUACUCCUGCAGUGGCGUUUAUAUUAUAUAAAAGUUAUCAAAAGUGGACAUGUGGUAUGUACAAAGGUGACGUUAAGAUGUGCAAUAAGGUCGUAAUAGUGACUGGGGCCAACACUGGUAUCGGCUUCGAAACAGCUAAAGAUCUCGCCAAGCGAAACGCUCGCGUUAUUCUUGCGUGCCGUGAUACAGAUAAAGGCAUUAGAGCUAAGAACGCGAUUGUGGAAGCAACGGGAAACAAAAAUGUUGUAUUCAAACGACUAGAUUUAGCCUCGUUCAAAUCUGUCCGAGAUUUCGCCGAAGAGAUUUUGAAAACAUAUCCCGUGAUACACGUAUUAGUAAAUAACGCUGGUACGGGCAAACUAGAUAAUUCUUUAACUGAAGACAAUUUGCCAGUGGAAGCUCAGGUGAAUCAUUUUGGUCCAUUUCUGCUUACAAUCUUACUGUUGCCUCCAAUAACAGCGGCGCGUGGUCGAAUAGUCAAUGUAUCAUCUGUAAUGCAUUACCUCGGUAAGAUAGAUCUGGAAAACUUCCAUAAACAAGCGAAGAGUUCUCUCCAGCAUAGGAGGGUAUAUUCAAAUACGAAAUUGGCGAAUAUAUUGUUCACUAGACAUCUGAGCGAACAAUUGAAAGAUUCAGGCGUGACUGUGAACUGUUUACAUCCAGGAGCAGUCGGUACAGAUAUAUUUAGGCACCAGCCUAGCAUUAUUAGAUUUUUAAUAAGGUUGGUGAUGAAAACUCCUUACGAAGGUGCUCAAACGUCGAUAUACUUGGCGGUUGCACCAGAACUGAAUAACGUUACUGGUAAAUAUUUCGUUGAUUGCCGAGAAAUUUCGCCGUCGAAGACAGCUUUGGAUGAUGAUUUAGCAUUAAAACUUUGGAAGUUAUCUGAAAGAAUAGUACAUAAUAAAGAAAAAGCAAUUUAGUAAAGAGAAAAUACUAAAUUCAUUUUUUAAUAAGAUUUAAUAUAAUAAUCUUAGCGACUGAAUUUGUUUUGUUAUUAAUAAUAUCACCAUGAAUCUAUCUAUCACU
Diatraea saccharalis (sugarcane borer) is the source of this 1110-nucleotide messenger RNA. NCBI's taxonomy places the organism in Eukaryota, Metazoa, Arthropoda, Insecta, Lepidoptera, Crambidae. The record is from the annotation of a GenBank genome assembly.